This is a messenger RNA of Dovyalis caffra, 894 nucleotides long. NCBI's taxonomy places the organism in Eukaryota, Viridiplantae, Streptophyta, Magnoliopsida, Malpighiales, Salicaceae. The record is from the annotation of a GenBank genome assembly.
AUGGGAUCUCAAGGUGGUUCAUUUGAAGAAGAAAAUCCAGAGUCUUUAGUUGGGCAAGGCUCAUUGUACAGCCUGAAACUUGAUGAGGUUCAAAACCAGUUGGGGAAUAUGGGAAAACCGCUGGGGAGCAUGAAUCUCGAUGAGUUUCUUAAGAGCGUGGACAAUGUGGCUGCUUGGCCCUCACCGAUGCAUCGGCAGGGAAGCCUGACAUUGUCCAGGGAUCUUAGCAAGAAGACUAUCGAGGAGGUAUGGAGAGAUAUACAGCAGCAGAAUACGAAAGAUGAUGCUGAUAAUCAAGGGAUAAAUGCUCCUUUCGGCGAGAUGACUCUCGAGGACUUCUUGGUUAAAGCAGGGGUGGUUACAGAAUCGGCUCCGCCGCAACAACAACAACAGCAGGAAAGUGCUCAAUGGAUGCAAUUCCAGCUCCCUUCAGUGCAGCAGCCAUCGUAUCAAAAUAAUAUGAUGACAGUUUUUAUGCAAGGCCACCAUGUUCAGCAAUCCCUUCCUGUUGUCGAUUCAGCGUAUCUUGAUUCCCGAAUGAACUUGUCCCCAUCUUCUCUGAUGGAGACUCCGCCAGACUCGCAGACUCCUGGCCGGAAAAGGGUUGCUCCGGGAGAUGUGGUUGAGAAGAUUGUUGAAAGGAAGCAGAAGAGGAUGAUUAAGAACCGGGAGUCUGCUGCCCGCUCGCGUGCAAGGAGGCAGGCGUAUACACACGAGCUGGAGAUUAAGGUCUCUCGUUUAGAAGAGGAGAAUGAAAGACUUAGAAGACAGAAGAUUCUGGGUUUAUUGGGCAAAUGCAUCACCAUCCUCCUUGUUGUUUAUCACAAUGGCCAAACCUUCCUUCUUGUUCGUGUCAUCCCUUUCCUUCUUGGUGAUGGGUUCUAUCUUGAGUGA